Molecule: messenger RNA, 1089 nt
Organism: Plasmodium knowlesi strain H
Lineage: Eukaryota; Apicomplexa; Aconoidasida; Haemosporida; Plasmodiidae
Product: conserved Plasmodium protein, unknown function
Exons: 1
Coding region: 1-1089 (362 amino acids)
Source: RefSeq, a predicted model, not a curated record
AUGUGCGAUGCGAGACUGCCAAACAGCCUGCGAAAUGGAGAACAUUCCAGCAUAAGUGGAAGAAGCCAGAUGGACCUUAUUGUCCGGAAAAAAAUAGGAAAGUGGGUGCUACUGCACAGGUUUAUCCAUAAGAAUGAUGGACGCACGGGUAAAAGAACACGUGUGAAGGACAAAAUGGCGAAACAGAAUGAGCAUUUAAGCGAAAACCCAACUGGUCAACCAACCGACCAACCAACUGGUCAACCAACUGACCAACCGACCGACCAACCAACCGAUCACCCGGACGUGUUUAACCUCUUCUAUCACCCGACCGGAACGCAACAAAUACGCAAUGCAUGUUGGCAUGUCGUAGCACCAGGACAAGCGAGCCCUCCAGGGGUAUUCGCCUUUAGUCCCAUGGAUAAAAAAAAAGCUCACACAGGAUCCUGUGGGGCAUACGUGGAAGAAUACCCAUCAAAGGUUACGGUAAACGAUGCAAUACAAAAUUUUCCUUCCCAAAAUAACCUAUCGGAAGAACCAAAGCUUAAGGAAGAUUCAAACGAAUCACUUUGUAAUUCCGAAGGGGAUACAAAAAAGGUUAAAGGGAAGGCAACAGAAAAAUGCGGAAAUAGCAAAGAUCCAACUAAGGAUAUUAUAUCCAGGUGUAUUGACAUAAAGAGGUGUAUUGUCCAACACAAGAGAAACUUCAAAAAUAUGUUAAUCAAUUUAUUCAAUGAGUACACAUUCCUCAGGAGGUACAUGAAUAGCAACUACAACACAUACCAUAAAUUAAAAUUCUUCCUUAGUUGUAACCAUUAUGUGAAGAAGUUACAUGAUGUCCUGUCCAUUUUUGCUGAUGUUGUAGAGGAGAAUGACGAAUAUUUAAUGAUAGAAUUGUACAAAAAAAUAAAAAUUAACAUGCGUCUGCUUUACUAUGUCGGAAGAAUUUUAUCCAACUAUCUCACCUGCAUUGCUUAUAAAAGAAUGGCAUACGUAAUUAUGGUGUGUAUUUCUCGAGUACACACCAUUUUUAAAUGUAUGCUCAUAUCGGAGCCGUUUAAGAGCGGCGUUCCGGAACUGAUAAAGAUGCUUGAAUGCGAUAUAGCGUGA